CAGUCAAACUGUUUUUCCACCAUAAUCAUAAGUAUCGAGGGUUUCAACCAUCUGCCUUUAUCGACACACAGCUCGUGUGAGCGAAACGUAAGCCGUCGGGGUAGUCACACCAUUAUCUUAUCUGAUGUCAGUCCUGUUGUGUGCAGUGCUUCAUGUCUCAAAAGCCUUACGUGAGUGAUCGCAGUUACAUGUCGGCUGCUGCCCUUUGUUCAGCGACUACAUCAUGACACCUGGCGGUUCCAGCCCGCUCCUCUUGAAGCUCCUAGUGCUGAGCCUCCUGUCCACGAUUGUUCAGGGACAGUCAAACAUUACAGGCAACACAGUCCAAGCCAUCAACAACACCGAGUUUCACAGCAGUACUUACGGCGCCACCACAACGGCCCCCUCCACCAUUACUACUGUUACGACGACCCCAUCCACUACAACAACGACGACUUCAACUACGACCACACCGACACUGCCCUCUACAACAAAAACGCCCUCCACUACUACGCCCCCAUCUUUUACUUCUUCAACUAUCCCCUCCUCUGCUGUUAAUAUGACUCUAUCAACUACAACUACAACUCUAUCCACCCUCACCACAGCUGCUACAACGACUCUACCUGCUAUCACCACUACUACGACCCUAUCUUCUACUUCCCCAUCUACUACUACUACAACACGAUCCACUAUUUCUAGUACAACUCCAUCCACUACUACUACCACAACCACCACCACCACCACCACCACAAGGACUAUACCUACUACCACCACUACUCUGACCCCAUCUUCUUCCCUAUCAACUACUACAACAACUCCAUCGACUACUACUACAACUUCAACCACUCUCACAAAUGCUACAAUAACCACAGCUACUACCACCACUAAUCUGACCCCAUCCACUACUUCUACAACUCCAUCGAUCACUACUACAACUCCAACCACUAUCACAAAUGCUACAACAACCACAGCUACUACCACCACUACUCUGACCCUAUCUUCUACUUCCCCAUCUACUACUACAACACGAUCCACUACCUUUAUUACAACUCCAUCCACUACUACCACCACCACCACCACAAGGACUACACCUACUGCCACCACUAAUCUGACCCCAUCUUCUACUUCCCAAUCUACUACUACAACACGAUCCACUUCUUCUACUGCAACUCCAUCCACUACUACUACCACAAGGACUACACCUUCUACCAUCACUACUCUGACCCCAUCUUCUACUUCCCCAUCCACUACUACUACAACUCCAUCGACGACGACUACUACUACAUCUCCAUCCACUAUCAUAACUGCUACAACAACCGCAUCUGCUACCGCCACAACGACGACCCCAACCACGACUAUUAUGUCCUCAGCGAUCUCAUCCAACGCUACCAAAGAAACUACAUCCACUACUAAUACUACAGCGGCUACACCAGCUGCUGCCACAGCAUCUACAUCAACUGUUACCUCAGUGACUGCAACCACUACUACUAGAUUGGCUAUAUCAACUGCUACCCCAGCGAUUCCAUCCACUGCUACCACAACGAAUACAACCACUGCUGCCAGAACCACUCCAACUACAGUAACCACGACUCCAUCCACUACUACCACAACGAUUACAACCACUGCUGCCAGAACCACUCCAACUACAGUAACCACGACUCCAUCCACUGCUACCACAAAGAUCACAACCACUCCAACCACGGCCAGGACCACCCGUGGUCCCCGUAUCUCAGAAAACGCAGAAGGCAAAAACAUUUACAAGCUGAGAGACCCCGAUGGAAACAUACUCCAAGUCUAUAACUUCACUGGGUGCCAUUGGACUGUUCCUGGUGGCGACAUUAAAUGUGCAGAAGGAAGCUACAUUGCCGCCAUAAGAAACAUUUUCUACUUUUUAAAUCCUCAAAAUCUUUCCAAGUGCAUCCUUUGCAGUGUUCCGACAGGAGAAGGUUGCUAUGACACUUGCUGCAGUCGGAAUGAAGUCAACGAAUGCAUAUUUUACGAAGAUCCAACAAAGGACUUGAUCACACCUGUGAAAAUCUGCUCUGUAACAAACUUAUGCCCACAACAAAACUACGGCUGGACUUCCCUCGAUACUGGUUAUAGAAGAUGCUUUCCUGACAUUGCUGCUAAAAGCAAAAUUUAUUCCCAAACAGCAGAACUGCAAUACAUCUGUGUCAAAGGUGAAUGCAGCUUCUUCUAUUUUAAGACAUCAGUUCAGACCACAUAAAAUCAGAAUACUCAC
Messenger RNA from Pomacea canaliculata, 2221 nucleotides. Its product is annotated as mucin-2-like. NCBI's taxonomy places the organism in Eukaryota, Metazoa, Mollusca, Gastropoda, Architaenioglossa, Ampullariidae. The record is from RefSeq and is a predicted model, not a curated record. The coding region runs from base 224 to 2206 and encodes 660 amino acids. The transcript is spliced from 4 exons.